CUCAAUUUCUCACAACAAACCUGAAAUCAUAUCUUUUAUUCCAACUCCACUUGAAGAUACAGUUAAUAGCAAUAUGAAAACAGAUGCUAAACAAUCGUCUCAAGAUGUAGACUCUUGCACCUCAAAACGGUACAAGCCUUCUGAUAUUAGAAUGUAUCUAAAAAACUCCACUGCUCGGAAAUCAAGUGAAAUCCCCUCACCAACUAAAGGCAGCCAUAAAGAUAUAAACUCUGGAGAGUAUAAAACAUUGGGCAAAUGCUUGAUUUGUGCUGAACAUCUUACAGGUGAAUUGGAGAUCAAGAACCUUGACGGCACCAUCUGUGGAAAGUGUUUCAGGAAGACUUCUAGCAAACAUGGCAAGAAAGUGGAGGACAAGUCUUAUCCAUGUUCUUUUUGUGAGAAAACCUUUACAUGUAAGCCAACUUUAGUUAUACAUGAAAAAGUUCACACAGGAGAUAGACCAUUCUCCUGUCAGUGUGGGAAAAGCUUUAAGCAAAAGCAUCAUCUUGUCCGUCACAAAAAAAGCCAUGUACUGGAUAAGCCAGUCCUCUGUACUACAUCUGCAGUCAAGAGGAAAGAUAUGACCAUUCAUAACCAUACAGUUCACCAGCAUCUUCAUAAAUGCAUAGAAUGUGGAGAAACUUUUCCAGAUAUGUCUCAAUUCAUUAAUCAUCAAAAUGUCCAUAAAACACUAAAACUGUUCCCUUGCGUGGAAUGUGGGAAGACCUUUAAGGUCAAAGGCAAUCGUGAUGCACACAUCAGAACCCACACUGGGGAAAGGCCAUUUCCUUGCAAGGAGUGUGGAAAACAGUUUAGAUAUAAGUCCCAUCUGCUGGCACAUGAGAAAAGCCACACAGGAGAAAAUGUGCUGGUUUGCAGUGAAUGUGGCAGAUGGUUUUACAACAAAAGUAGCCUUGAAACCCAUCUGAGAGUCCACACAGGACUGAGGCCAUUUUCUUGCUCUGAAUGUGGAAAGUGCUAUAGGAGGCGUCACCAUCUUGUUUGCCAUCAAAGGACUCACACAGGGGAGGAACCAUAUUGCUGCACAGUAUGUGGUAAAACAUUUAAGGAUAAGACACCAUUAAUCAGACAUGAGAUCAGUCACACUGGAGAGAAACCACAUUUUUGUGCUGAAUGUGGACGAGCAUUUACCAACCAUGGUGACCUUGUUGUUCAUAAAAGGAUGCACACUGGAGAGAAACCUUACACCUGCUCAGAAUGUCCCAGAGGGUUUGCAAAACAGUCCCAACUUGUGAUACAUCAAAGGAGUCACACAGGAGAGAAGCCGUUCCCUUGUUCAGGUUGUGAGAAGUGUUUUACCAGUAGCUCACAGCUUAGUAAGCAUGUAAAGCAUUGUUACACGGGACAGAACUGAGUCAGAGAGUUAUCUUAGUUUGUGCUGUGAUUACUGCAUCAGCAAAUCUCAAAAUCCUUUAACAAUAACCAUUUCCUUUAUUUUUCAUAUUUUAUGUAGAAUUGUUAAGAACCAUAUGUUAUCUAAAUAAAAUUUAUUUUUAUUGAU
Molecule: messenger RNA, 1522 nt
Organism: Bufo bufo (common toad)
Lineage: Eukaryota; Metazoa; Chordata; Amphibia; Anura; Bufonidae
Product: zinc finger protein OZF-like
Exons: 2
Coding region: 74-1375 (433 amino acids)
Biological process (GO): regulation of transcription by RNA polymerase II
Cellular component (GO): nucleus
Molecular function (GO): RNA polymerase II cis-regulatory region sequence-specific DNA binding; DNA-binding transcription activator activity, RNA polymerase II-specific
Source: RefSeq, a predicted model, not a curated record